UUCCACAGCGGCUGCACCAUUUUACAUUCCCACCAGCAGUGCAGGGGUUCCCGUUCCUCCACGUCCUUGGCAGCACUUACUUUCCACGUUUUUGCUCCUAGCCAUCCUAGAGGGUAUGAGGUGGUACCCGACCCGCUGCCGUUCAACCCAGGGUCCCCCUCCUCCCACUUGUCAGGACCAUAGUGGCUACUGGGCUGGGUGCAGGCAGCCUGGAAGCACAGGCCCAUCUCCAAGCACUGCCGCCCCGGGAGACCCCACCAGAUCUCGGGAGGGGAAAACUCUGAGUGGAGGAGUCCGAGGUGCAGAGGGGAAGGCCGGGAGUGCAAAGACAGAGCCAGUCUGUCUGAGUCCAGAGAAGGGCAUAGCGUGAGCCGCUUUGAAGGAGAUGGAAUGGGGGAGGCAGAGACACUGCAGGCAGGGAAGUUCUGGAAGACUCAGGUUUGAGUUCCUUUUCACGUCUGCUGAUAAUGUUGAGUAAAGCAGAACAGGAACUCAUUGUGGUCCAGUGUGCAGACAAAAUCGCGUUACAGCCAACGCCAGCGAAUAUAAAGUGCACUCUCUGCCCUCAUCCUGGAAUUUCGUUGGCAAUCGGAACUGCCAUCCCCGCCGCGCACCAUGCUGAGCGCUUUCACGCAUGGGCUCCCAUAAUCCCACAACAGCCCUCCGACCGAGGUAUGGUCAUUGCUCCACUUUAAAGAAGAGGAAACGGAGGCACAGAGAAAGGUCACGGGCCUUGCCCAGGAUCUCCCCGUCAGGAAAUGGCCCAGAGCCAGACCAGUGUGAGGCACAGCUGUAAGCGUCCUACUGUCUAGCUGGAAGUAGCAUUUCCCUGCCUGGGACUUGGCAUAACGGGCUUCUGGAGGCAGAGGGCUCCUGGGACAGGUUCUUGCUCAAUGUCUAGGUCAGCUGGGGGGAGGGGGGGUGGGGCACCUCCGGAUGGGACCUGUGUUUGAAGCUACUGCCUCUGGUCAGUCCCAAGCAUGGCCUUUGAACUGACCCAACAACGGGGUAGGGGUGGGGGUGUAGAUUUCCGAAAAAACAGAGCUCAUUCUCAGCUCUUCUGUUAGCUUCUCUGAGCCUCAGUUCCCUUUAUCAGGAAAAUGGGCACACAGCUGCCCCGUGGGUGCCUGUAGGGAGGACCUGUGUUUGUCACACAGCCUGCCCCCUCCUCUGUUGAGUGACCUCAGCCCAGGUUGACCUCCGGGGCACCUCAGCCUGAUCUUAGGCUUCGAGGUUUCCCUUCCAUCUCAACCCCUCAGAUGCUCACACAGCAGCUCUCAAGGCCCCUGUCUGACCCCGUGCUGUGUCUUACGAGGAACACAGCCAGGGGAGCACAACCAGAGGAGCCUGCUGUGUGUGUGCGGGGUGAGUGUUGUAACUUUCCAACCCCAAGCUCAUCACUCAGCCUGGGGACUGGUGAGAAGGACAGUGCUCAGGGCCAAAGGGGCCCUGCAACCCAGCCGGCAGGGAGGUGCACUGGGAAGGUGAGGCGGUGGAGCAGAUGCACUGGGUUGCGUGGAGGUCACGGAGUGGAGACCAAGCCGGCAGCUGUCCGAUCCUCAACCCGCUCCAGUGGCAACCAGCGCAGGGACCGUGGCUUGGAGGCGAUCGGCGAGGGGCGCACAUCCAGGGAGCACGAGAAGAGGAUCCAGGACCCCACCCCAAGGCCCAUCCACCCCAGUCGCCGAGGGCGCCGGGGCCUCGCGCCACACCUGUCCGCUCCUCCCGGAGGCCCCGGCGCCGCUGCUGCCGGCCCCUCGGCGCGGAGCCCUGUGUCCGCCGUCGCUUUGAUCCCGGGGGCCCCGCUGGAUAAAAGUCCCGGGCGGCUCCGCGCCAGCGCCAGAGGGGGAGGCAGCCGAGCCGGGCGUACCAGCGGGCUGGCGCAGGACAAGCGACGCCGAGGAGCCGGGGCCGCGGGGCCGCCCGCGCCGGCCGCGGUGAGCGCGGGGCUCCGGGCGCGUUCGGGGUGGGGGAUGCCGGCCGGGGUCCGGGUGGCCCGCGGGCUGCUCUGGGCCUGGGCAGCGAGGGUGAGAGGGACCCCGGCGGCUCAGGUGAGCGCGGCCCCCCUGCGCCACCGGCCCGUCGGGCCCGGACCCGCUGCGCGGCGGGCGGAGUUUCCUCGGCGCGGAAAAGCCUCGCUCCUUGCCCGCCGCCCCUCCAGCCGCCCCGGCGGCGGGGGCGGCGGCGCCGGGCUGGCCGCGGUGAAUGGAACCGCCGGGGCCGCCGGGCCGCGCUGCCCCCCACGGAGCCGGGCCGGGAGCGCCUCCGGCGGCCGCGGCGGGGUAGUCCAGGCCCCUCCGUCAGGCUUGCGGUUUGGGAAGAAAAGGCGAUGCCUCCGCCAAGAAAAGAGCGAGCGCGGCCCCCUCCCCCUCCGCCGAGCCCGGGCGGCGGCGGCGGCGGCACAUCUAACGCGCGGGCACCCGGGCCGCCGCGGCCCCCGCAAACUACGCCCAGGCUCGGCCCCCGCCGCUCAUUGGCGCGGCUGGAGCCAGCGCACCCAGACCCUGCGCUGCCCUCGGCCGGCCGCGCGCGGAGCCCGAGCUGCCCAGGCCGACGGCGCCGGGCCCCAAGAGCCUCGACGCCGAGCCACCCGCGCCUCCUCGGCCCGGCCCAGCGCGGGAAGCGGGGAGAGCGAGCAGGCGCGGCCGGCGCCCCGUGGCCCGGCGCCCCCGGCCCGGCGACCCCCCCCGCCGCCGCCGCCGCCUCAAGGCCGCCCGCUCUCCGCAGGUGGCCGCGGGCCCGAGUGGCGCGGCCAUGGGCCGAGGGGUGCGCGUGCUGCUGCUGCUGGGCCUGCUGCACUGGGCCGGGGGCGGCGAGGGCAAGAAGACCUGGCGGCGCCGCGGCCAGCAGCCGCCCCCGCCGCCGCCCCCGCCGCGGGCCGAGGCGGCGCCGGCGGCCGGGCAGCCGGUGGAGAGCUUCCCGCUGGACUUCACGGCCGUGGAGGGCAACAUGGACAGCUUCAUGGCGCAGGUCAAGAGCCUGGCGCAGUCCCUGUACCCCUGCUCGGCGCAGCAGCUCAACGAGGACCUACGCCUGCACCUCCUGCUCAACACGUCGGUGACCUGCAACGACGGCAGCCCCGCCGGGCUCCAGGGCGUCUCGUCGCCAGCGGCGCCCGCACCAUCCGCCUCUGUGCCCUCUCGGACACGCGAAGUCUCUGCGCUGGACCCUCCCUACUGGCCGUGGCAGUUCUCGCCCCCAGGGGAGAGGGCUGCCGUCGGGCACUCGGAGGUGCUGGCCCUGGGGAGGCCCGGCUCGGUGACUCGCCGCGAGGGGGGUGGGGCAGAGCUUGAAGCUCUGGUCCCCGGCCAGCCCGGGCACUGACCCCUCGGCCACAGUGCCCAGUCUCUCUGCUCCCGUCCUUCGGUCCCUGGGCAGGGAGAGAGCAGUCCGCGAGUGGCCCUGGCUUCAGCAGGAGGAGGCGACACAGGGGGCGGGGAGAGUCCUGCUGAACCCCCACCCCCACCCCCAUCCCCACUCCAGCUCGACUAGGUCUGCUCCGUGCUGCUACCUGGACUGCCAGGGAUCCCAGCCAGCCAGAGGAACAGGGAGGGGGCGCAGGUGGGACAGAAGGACCUGGGGUGCAGGUUUCACUCCUCUCCAGCCCCGAAGUAAAUAAAGG
Molecule: messenger RNA, 3622 nt
Organism: Equus quagga
Lineage: Eukaryota; Metazoa; Chordata; Mammalia; Perissodactyla; Equidae
Gene: NOTUM
Product: notum, palmitoleoyl-protein carboxylesterase
Exons: 4
Coding region: 1260-3293 (677 amino acids)
Molecular function (GO): hydrolase activity
Source: RefSeq, a predicted model, not a curated record